Messenger RNA from Eriocheir sinensis (Chinese mitten crab), 1341 nucleotides. RefSeq lists its product as uncharacterized. The transcript is spliced from 3 exons. The coding region runs from base 312 to 659 and encodes 115 amino acids. NCBI's taxonomy places the organism in Eukaryota, Metazoa, Arthropoda, Malacostraca, Decapoda, Varunidae. The record is from RefSeq and is a predicted model, not a curated record.
GUGGGUGUGGUGUGGCUGGUAUUAAUGGUCGUGAUGGUGUGGUGUGGCUGGUAUUAGUGGUCGUGGGUGUGGUGUGGCUGGUAUUAGUGGUCGUGGGUGUGGUGUGGCUGGUGUUAGUGAUCGUGGGUGUGGUGUGGCUGGUAUUGGUGGUCGUGGGUGUGGUGUGGCUGGUGUUAGUGGUCGUGGGUGUGGUGUGGCUGGUAUUAGUGGUCGUGGGUGUGGUGUGGCUGGUGUUAGUGGUCGUGGGUGUGGUGUGGCUGGUAUUAGUGGUCGUGGGUGUGGUGUGGCUGGUAUUAGUGGUCGUGGGUGUGAUGUGUCUGGUGUUAGUGGUCGUGGGUGUGGUGUGGCUGGUAUUAGUGGUCGUGGGUGUGGUGUGGCUGGUGUUAGUGGUCGUGGGUGUGGUGUGGCUGGUAUUAGUGGUCGUGGGUGUGGUGUGGCUGGUAUUGGUGGUCGUGGGUGUGGUGUGGCUGGUAUUAGUGGUCGUGGGUGUGGUGUGGCUGGUAUUAGUGGUCGUGGGUGUGGUGUGUCUGGUAUUAGUGGUCGUGGGUGUGGUGUGGCUGGUAUUAGUGGUCGUGGGUGUGGUGUGGCUGGUAUUAGUGGUCGUGGGUGUGGUGUGGCUGGUAUUAGUGGUCGUGAUGGUGUGGUGUGGCUGGUAUUAGUGGUCGUGAUGGUGUGGUGUGGCUGGUAUUAGUGGUCGUGAUGGUGUGGUGUGGCUGGUAUUAGUGGUCGUGAUGGUGUGGUGUGGCUGGUAUUAGUGGUCGUGAUGGUGUGGUGUGGCUGGUAUUAGUGGUCGUGAUGGUGUGGUGUGGCUGGUAUUAGUGGUCGUGAUGGUGUGGUGUGGCUGGUAUUAGUGGUCGUGAUGGUGUGGUGUGGCUGGUAUUAGUGGUCGUGAUGGUGUGGUGUGGCUGGUAUUAGUGGUCGCGAUGAUGUGGUGUGGCUGGUAUUAGUGGUCGUGAUGAUGUGGUGUGGCUGGUAUUAGUGGUCGUGAUGGUGUGGUGUGGCUGGUAUUAGUGGUCGUGAUGGUGUGGUGUGGCUGGUAUUAGUGGUCGUGAUGGUGUGGUGUGGCUGGUAUUAGUGGUCGUGGGUGUGGUGUGGCUGGUAUUAGUGGUCGUGGGUGUGGUGUAGCUGGUAUUAGUGGUUGUGAUGGUGUGGUGUGGCUGGUAUUAGUGGUCGUGAUGGUGUGGUGUGGCUGGUAUUAGUGGUCGUGAUGGUGUGGUGUGGCUGGUAUUAGUGGUCGUGAUGGUGUGGUGUGGCUGGUAUUAGUGGUCGUGAUGGUGUGGUGUGGCUGGUAUUAGUGGUCGUGAUGGUGUGGUGUGGCUGGUCGUCUUGGGGCGAUGUGGC